AAACAUCAGCCCUUAUCACAAUAUCUCUCUCUCUCUCUCUCUCUCUCUCUCUCUCUCUCUGCUGCUUCUUGCUCUUCCAACGCAUAAAUAGAUAGCCACCCAAUCCGUCCAAGCUCACGAGAUCCAUAGAUCAUCAAAUAUUUCACCAUAUCACAUUGGUGUGGGGAGGAAAAGGAACCCAAAGCGUGAAGUUGUGAUGAUGAUAAAGCCGGCGGUCGGUGCAAUGGACCAGAACGUUAAGAGCAGGCAGCAGCAGCCGAUGAAGAGAUCACUGGGUCAGGCGAGCUCGAGGAAGGGGUGCAUGAGGGGGAAGGGCGGCCCGGAGAACGCUUUGUGCACCUACAAGGGCGUCCGCCAGAGGACUUGGGGCAAGUGGGUGGCCGAGAUACGCGAGCCCAACCGCGGCGCCCGCCUCUGGCUCGGCACCUUUGAUACCUCGCACGAGGCUGCUGUCGCCUAUGAUGCCGCCGCCCGCAAGCUCUAUGGGUCCGAUGCCAAGCUCAACCUCCCCGAGCUCUAUGCCAACAACAACUAUGAUAACGACGGUACCAUCGGCGUCGGUAUCAGUGCUAACAGCUGUGAAUCGCAGUCUCUCCUUCAAUAUCGACCCAUUGGCGGGUCCCAAAUCGGCCUGAUAGUCCACAUGGCGGGUUCUAACAUUGCGACAGAAUACAACCCGGUGCCCUCAUCCAUCAUAGGAGAUCACAACUGCCAAAUCAGUUCGACUUCAAGUUCAGGUCCAGCCACGAGCUCAGUGAUGUUGCAGAAUAAUAGUCCGAGGCUCGCCAAUGGGAUCAAGGAGGAGUUCGAUGGAAUAUUGGGGGACAUGAGCAUGAACCUGCCGGUGCUAGAUGAGUCCAUAUGGGCCGAGGCGGCAAUGUCCGUCGAUUUCCCCCCGGUCAUGGCCGAUGUGAUCUCCCCUUUUGAAGGCGGCAAUUUCGUGGACGCGAAUAAUUGCAUCAACAACAACACCAAUAACAAUAAUAAUAAUAUCGCCGGAUGGGAGAAUAUGCAUUCCCCAUGGUGCAUGUGAACAAGCUCCAAGGUCGACAUGAACAUAUAUGUUCAUAUAUAUGUAUAUACAUAUAUAUUCACUGAUAGAUAUAUAUAUAGCCAUUGUAUAAUUUUAGAGAUAUCAUAUAUGGUGAAUACAUACAUAUGUGUAUUGUAUGUAUAUAUGGGGAUAAAGUAAAUGUUGAACACGUGCGCGAAAGCCAUGUAGAAGACGCGCACAUGGACUAUGUUGUCGGACAGAGCCCCCAUUAGUUGCGGCUCUCAUCCUUCAUUAUAUGUAAUUAAAGCCGGUUGAUUCGAAGUACAAUUCAGUUGUCCUUAAGGAUACACUGUUUUCAAUCA
This is a messenger RNA of Punica granatum (pomegranate), 1356 nucleotides long. NCBI's taxonomy places the organism in Eukaryota, Viridiplantae, Streptophyta, Magnoliopsida, Myrtales, Lythraceae. The record is from RefSeq and is a predicted model, not a curated record.